This is a messenger RNA of Chanos chanos (milkfish), 1272 nucleotides long. RefSeq names its product even-skipped homeobox 2 (gene evx2). The transcript is spliced from 3 exons. The record is from RefSeq and is a predicted model, not a curated record. Gene Ontology annotation, cellular component: nucleus. Lineage: Eukaryota; Metazoa; Chordata; Actinopteri; Gonorynchiformes; Chanidae. Gene Ontology annotation, biological process: regulation of transcription by RNA polymerase II. Gene Ontology annotation, molecular function: RNA polymerase II cis-regulatory region sequence-specific DNA binding; DNA-binding transcription factor activity, RNA polymerase II-specific. Bases 1 to 1272 code for a protein of 423 amino acids.
AUGAUGGAGAGGAUAAGAAAAGAGAUGAUUCUGAUGGAAAGAGGGUUACACAGCCCUGUUGCUGGGAAGAGGCUCUCGAAUCUGUCUGACUCGGCUGGAAAUGUGGUGUUGGAGGCCCUCGAAAAUUCACAGCACUCUGGUCGCCUGAGCCCCAAACUAACUUCCGCAUCGCUGCAUGGGGGUCUCGGGGACAUCCCUACCAAAGGCAAAUUCGAAAUCGACAGCUUGUUCGGAACCCACCACAACAGCGACAAUACCUCUUCGGCGGAAAUUUCGUCCUCUGAAAACAGGAAAAAAAUGAACCUGUAUCCAGAAGUUUCUCCGGAUUCGGAAAUGAACAGUGAUGUAGAGGUGGGAUGCCCAUCGCACCGUUCUCCGAGCAAUGUCAGCCAACACAAGGAAAACAAUAACAAAGGUUUUUCAGACAGUAAUUCGGGAAUGUCUAACAGCAGUUCCACGUCUCUCUCCAAUGUUAACGGCAAUUCUACCGGCAGCUCCAACAGUUCUAACACAGACCAGGUGAGAAGGUAUCGGACAGCUUUCACCAGAGAGCAAAUCGGCAGACUAGAGAAAGAAUUUUACAGGGAAAAUUACGUAUCAAGGCCAAGAAGAUGCGAAUUAGCUGCGGCAUUAAAUCUUCCUGAAACAACAAUAAAGGUGUGGUUUCAGAAUCGGCGGAUGAAAGACAAAAGGCAGCGGUUGGCCAUGUCCUGGCCCCAUCCAGCCGAUCCAAGCUUCUAUACAUACAUGAUGACGCACGCGGCAGCCACCGGAAGUCUGCCAUACCCCUUCCAUUCCCACAUGCCUCUGCACUACUACCCGCAUGUGGGUGUAACAGCAGCAGCGGCCGCUGCAGCCGCGUCAGGGGCAGCCUCCUCACCUUUUGCUACGUCUAUCCGUCCUCUCGAUACUUUCCGUGCGCUCUCACACCCUUACUCCCGUCCAGAGCUUCUGUGCAGCUUCAGACAUCCAGGACUUUACCAGUCACCGGCAGGCCUCAACAGCUCGGCCGCAGCUUCGGCGGCAGCGGCGGCGGCGGCGGCGGCAGCAGCUGUUAGUGCGCCCUCAGCCACAGUGCCCUGCUCGUGUCUCAGCUGCCACAGCAGCCAAACUGCCAGUGCACUGGGUUCCCGAAGCGCUAGUUCUGACUUCACGUGCACAGCGGCUGGCCAAAGGUCCGAGAGUGGAUUUUUGCCGUACUCAGCUGCCGUACUAAGUAAAACCGCGGUUCCAUCACCCGAUCAAAGAGAGGAGAGCGCACUUAACAGAUAA